UCCCUAAUAAAAAAAAAACUGCAAUGGAUGGAUAGACGGAGUUGGAAAACCUAACCAAGUUAACCACUGUUUUUAAAAUUAUCUCUGAUGGCUUGCGUGCUGACGUGGCCCCAUUUGACGUCACGACGUAACAAACCGGGCUAGCUUUGCCUCCACCGGUGAAGCCGUUCUGGUAGUAGCAACACUUUAGUUAGCCUGACAUCUAUUACUGACAGUAAGUCUGGGACGUCACGACGGUUUUGUGGAUCGAUACAUUCUUCACCGGCUAUCAAAAUGAUUUCACUCACAGAUUCACAAAAAAUUGGGAUUGGGCUGACAGGGUUUGGUGUGUUUUUCCUCUUCUUUGGAAUGAUGCUGUUCUUUGAUAAAGCCCUCCUCGCCAUUGGAAAUAUUCUGUUUGUGUCAGGCCUAUCCUUCGUCAUAGGCUUAGAGCGCACCUUCAGAUUUUUCUUUCAGAGACAUAAAGCUAAAGCCACCAGUUUCUUCCUGGGAGGAGUCUUAGUAGUUCUGAUCGGAUGGCCGAUCAUUGGAGUUAUCCUGGAGGUCUAUGGAUUCUUCCUCUUGUUCAGGGGAUUCUUCCCGGUGGCGGUGGGAUUCAUCAGACGAGUUCCCGUGCUUGGAUCGUUGCUCAGCUUACCAGGGAUCAGUGCAUUAGUGGACAAAAUUGGCGAGAGCAACACAAUGGUAUAACAGAGAGCUGUGACCGCAGCCGUCAGCAGCUCCAGUAUUUCUAUGGUUUCUACAGAUGGCUGUAUAUUUUGACCAUUGCCACUCCGCAGCUGUGAAUCCAAACAUUUCUCUGCACAGUAGACACAAACGUGUCUAUGGACAUUCCACUGACUGAAGCAGUGUCUGACUGCAACUGGACGAAAAUCAAAAAGACGUGCCCUUCAGCUUUCUUCCUCCUUUACUUAUCAUUCCUCUGUAAUAUUUAUAUACGGAAUACUUUGGAGCACAGGACAGUUACAAGCUUUUGAAAGCAUCCCGCUCUCGCCCGAGUGCGUUUCUUUUUAGGUUACCAUGUGACGUGUUACUGGAAUUUUGAACUUUGAAUUAAAUAUGGUUGGGCUAAAUUUUACGAUAAUGUGCACUGUUGUUUAAAAAAAGCAAAGCAUAUGUGAUGGAAAUGUUUUACUGUAACUUUUCUAAGUGCAUACUUGAAAUAAAGUGUUUUUUAAGUAUAAAUUGAUGUUAUUUUCUGCCUCAAGCGAGCAUCUGACAUGGUCUUUUGGAUUUUGUGAUGGUGCCACUGGUUUGUGUCA
Molecule: messenger RNA, 1262 nt
Organism: Menidia menidia (Atlantic silverside)
Lineage: Eukaryota; Metazoa; Chordata; Actinopteri; Atheriniformes; Atherinopsidae
Source: the annotation of a GenBank genome assembly